This is a messenger RNA of Rhagoletis zephyria (snowberry fruit fly), 7906 nucleotides long. RefSeq lists its product as uncharacterized. Gene Ontology annotation, cellular component: nucleus. NCBI's taxonomy places the organism in Eukaryota, Metazoa, Arthropoda, Insecta, Diptera, Tephritidae. The record is from RefSeq and is a predicted model, not a curated record. Gene Ontology annotation, biological process: regulation of transcription by RNA polymerase II.
UGCUAUCACCUUAUAUUAAUUCGCCUUGAUAUAACUGUUUGUGUGUAUCGAAAUAGAUACAGUUGAUUUUUAGUUUCUGUGAAAGGAAAACGUGUGUAGCAAUGAGUUAUAAGUCGUGAGAAACUUGAAGAAUUUUAUGUUUGAAUUAAUAAAAAUGAAAUAAAUUUACAUUUUACAAAAUACUACAAUCUACUUUAAUCACGGUGUGUUUAAGCAAUUUCUAAAUUUUUAGUUCGUUUGCUUUGUGAACCAGUUAAAGGAUCCAAAUGGAGCGAAAAAUAGACAAAAAAUUAGAUAGCUUGGAGAAAUAUGUGCCAUUUAUAAACUAUAUUCUUGAAAUUGAUCGAAUAAAAUUCGAGAAGUUUAUAGAUAUCAAACACUGGAUUAUGGGACGAAAAAGACUUCCUAUGAAUGUGCUACAAAAGAUUGAGCAGUCCAUUUUAACACAGUACAGAAAUCUGUUUUAUGAUGGCGUGAAAUUUCCAAAACAUAUUAUGGAUAUUUUUGAUACAGACUCUAAAGUUAAGUGCUACAGAGUAAAUUUAUGUUCCGAUGAUGAAGAUAAUGCCGAGAAUUCGUCGGAUGACGAUGAUGAUGUUAUCAUCGUUUCAACAUCCCCUGCUCCACAAGAAGCUGUGAAGCCGAAAUCAGAUAAUAUCAGUCAGUGUGUGCGGGACGGAAAUCAUAAAUCACCCACAUCCACGCUAGAACACGGUGUAGUGGAUGAUCCGAUUUGUUUAGAUUCCGAUGAUGAUGAAGAUCAAAAUCAAAAGGGAGUGGUAGCCCAUAAAGACGAGUUUCUUGUUGAAGAGAAACUUUUUAAAAGAAGAGAAGAUUUUAUAAUUAAAAUUGAUGAUGACAACGAAGCCAAUAAAAUGCAAGAAGGCGAAGCUAAUAAAGCUGUUGAAAGAGAAGUGAACCAAUUUGAUGAAGUAAAUGAAGCAAAUGUUAUUCCAGAUGAGAUGCCAGCCAAUGAUGUUGAUCAAGAAAAUGAAGCAACUGCAAUUAAUGAUGAAAGCGCAGCUCUUGGCCUACAAAAUGUGGUUGAACAAGGAAACAAUGCCCAGCAAGAAGAAAUUAAUACAAGCGAAAUUUCAAAAUUCAGUACUUCUAAAGUUACCGAGACAAAUUUAGAGAAUCUGGAUAUCGAAAAGCUGGAAGAAAUCUAUGAUGAAUUAACAAAGGAAAAUGGAAUAGAUGUUAAGCACCUGUUAGAGAGUAUAGAAUUGAUCUCAUCAUUGGAUAAUGUAAAUAAGGCGUCUAAUGAAAGCGUUACUAAUUUUGCCGCACAAUACGAGAAUGUAUGUGUACCUACGUAUCCUCAAGUUCAAAUGCAAUCAAAUGAAAUGCAACGCCACGCAUUUAAUAUGCAACCUGUGGCACAACGACCUCAGCCGUUUAAAUUAAACUUAAAGGAUCCACGGAUUGUCAGAUUACUAGAAAGAAAUAAAAAUUUGACAUUUGCUUCUACGCAAGUCACAAAUGACAAUAGCAAAAGUAAUUCCACAACAACAAGACAAGAACCAACAACAUAUGGUGAAUAUAAACGACUGAAAGCUGAGCAAACGAAGAAAGUAGAAGAGGCCAAGAGAGCAGAUGAAGCGAGAAAAGCGGAAGAAGCAAGAAAAGCUGAGGAAGCAAAGAGGGCGGAGGAAGCUAGAAGAGUAGAGGAGCUGCGAAGGGCAGAGGAAGCGAGAAGAGCAGAGGAAGCGAGAAGAGUUGAGGAAGCGAGAAGAGUUGAGGAAGCAAGGAGAGCAGAGGAAGAAAGGAGGGCAGAGGAAGCCAGAAGAGAAGAGGAAGCGAGAAGAAUAGAGGAAGCGAAAAGAGUAAAGGAAGCAAGGAAAGCAGAAGAAGCAAGAAAAGCAGAGGAAGCUAAGAAAGCGGAAGCAUUGCAAAAAGCAGAGGAAAUACUAAAAGCCGAGAUAGGAAAGAGAGUGGAGGAAGCGUUGAAAGCUAGACAGGUAGAGGAAGCAAGAAAGGCAGCUGAAACGGCAAGGGUAGAUUUGGAAAAGAGAUUAGAAGAAGCGUCAAAAUUAAAGGAGGUAAAGAGCACCGAGUUAGAAAAGAAAACAGAGGAAGCAAGGAAGGAGGCGAUGAGAAACUCAAAUGAAAUUGGGAAUCAUUUAACCUCAUUCAGGACAAACAGAGUAGAUGCGCCAAACCAAAACAGCGAAAUUUCCAGUAGCUCUUCGCUAUCGAUUCUUUCGAAGUCUUCACAGUUGCCAUAUCGCAAUGAAUCACCUGUUGAACCGCAGACGGAUUUGAGAAGCAUCAUUUUGAAUACCAUACUGCCAUACGGUGAUAAGAUAUUAGAUGUUCUUAGGAGAGAGAAUACCUUACAGGUGCUAAGUGACACCGUUGCAAAAAUAAGUACGCCAGCAGUAAGUCAGAGGGAAGUUAAGCCUAUUUCAACGGUGAAUGAACGCAGGUUGUCGGAGAAAAGUUCCGAACAGAAAGGAAAAACUACAAGGGGAAGCGAUAUACAAACUCAUCAUUGUCAAAAAGUUCAUGCUUAUGACCAAAAAUCAAAUGAAAUUGUUUCGGAAGAGAAAAAAAAUCUAAAAAGGUCCCGCAAAAUAAAAGAACCUAAAAUUAAACCCUCUUAUAAAAGAAUACGAACGAUUUCAUCUUCUUCAUCGGUAUCCUCAUCGCUGUCAUCACCGACAUCAUCUCCAAUCUCGAAUGCGUCUUCCGCGCUUACACAAGCUUGUGCGAUGAAAACAAACCCGAAAGCAAAUCCAGCAUUGCUCAGCGAGCCGAUUGUGAAAUUAAAAAGACUUUCGCCAAAAACUAUUUUGAAAUACACAAAGAGGGCAAAAGUAUCGCCUAGCAUCGACAAUGAUAGUUCGAAAACUAUUAACAUCCGUUUGGUAGAAGAUGUUUCGAAAACAAAGAAAAUGCAUCGUGUCGUUGAGCCAAAACCAAUAAAAUUGAACGUUAAAUACAAAAACGUCGAUAUUUUAAUGACGAGCGAAAAUACAACUUUUUGCAUUCUGUGCAAAUCGAGGCCUAGUGACUUAACUAAUCACUACAGAAGAGUGCACAAAACUGAAUCAUAUGUAGCGCGUUUAAGUAGAUCGGCUUUGAGUCUUCUGGAAACUAAUACUCCAUUUGCACAAAGCAAAUCCAAGGGCACAAAUUGCAAAAUGAAAAAAUAUUUGCUAAAAUGCGUAUUCUGCCAGGAUGAAGUAGAAGAUAAGUUUAUAAACUUUUACAAACAUUUUUCAACCCAUACAGGCGAGUAUGCCUUCCAAUGCAGCGUUUGCAAUUUGGAAAAACCUUUUGAAUUCGAUAUUCAGUCUCACAAGUGUCAUACCAAGUCUUGCCGGAAUGCACGUGUAAAUACCCUUUAUCAAUAUCCACCAAAUGCCCUGGUCAUAUAUUUAUAUGGUUGCAAAAUAUGUAAUUUUUUGCAAUUAAAUGAGGCCAAUACAUUCAAGCAUUUGCGAGAUCACCACGAUAAAAGGCAAGAUGAUUCUAAUUUAAUUCGCAAAUACAUCUUGGCAGCUGUAAACGAUGAGGAAGUGUGCGAGGCGGCCUCUGAACCAGAUCCAAACUUUGAUUUCCUGAAAGAGGAUGGGGAUAUUCUGGUUCGAAAUGAAGCACUCUCUGAGGAUAUGCUAGAUUUCCACAAAAUCGAAAAUGGACCAAGCGGAUAUACCAAAUCCACCUCGUUAGGUGAGCCGCAAUCCGUCGUGGAAAAUGGCAGAGCUAUCAAUACAAGUAUAGGAGGAAUGGUGGAGUUACCAACUAGCAGCUAUAUUUAUAAUGAAAAUAUAGACAGCGCACUAACUAAUACCAUGGCUCCGAGUAUGAUAGAUGAAUCACAAACAAUUAUUCCUUCACAACCUGCGCAACGAAACGAUAAACGGCCUGCACCUUUAUCAUCCAUGGAAAAUCUUGUAGGCGUAAGCGGCGCGUCUCAUUUGGAACUCAUAAAAACUGAACCCCUCGACGUAUUGCCGUUGCAAAAGGAAAAUUAUGACUACAAGAAACUGUUAAAUACCUGCCGCAAAGUCCAUCGCCAAUAUCCGUUUGGAAUUUCCUACUUUGGUUUAUAUAAGUGCAUGGCAACUGACUGCUUAUUUUCAACGGAUUUAAAGCAAGAAAUCUUACAGCAUCUAAGCGAGCAUCGAAGAAGUGAAUACCCACCUGAAGGAUAUCUGCAAUGCGCUUAUUGUCAGCUGGAUGCAGAGAUUUGCAACACACCCGAAAUGUUGAUUGAACACAUUGACAAAUGUCAUCACCGUUCGCAGUUUCAAUGUUCAGUUUGUUGUUAUCGCGCUUCGUCGCCGAGUUAUGUGUUUUUGCAUGAACAAAUGUUACAUCCUUUUGUGCUGGAUAAAUUUGUAUAUAAAUGCACAUUUGACAUAACGUUGGACUACAGCAUACCAUACAAUAUUACAGAUUUAUUAGAGGAAAACGUGGAACCGCUUAUUUGCCCGUUUGAAGACUGUUUUUACAGUUUUCAGAGUUUGAGUGGGAUGCAAGAUCAUUUGAUGAGCAUGCAUUCUUUGCCUGUUAACAGUGCAUCUGUCACAGGGCUUGAAAAAUAUGCAUGCAUCUAUUGUCAAAAGAAUUUUCAUGACAUUGACGGCGUCAAAAAGCAUUUAGUUUUGUCACAUCCCGACCAGCAGCCGUAUGUAUGCGAGAGAGUGCUUGUGAUGGAAAAGAAGGAUUUGGUGCAAAACCUGACAAUAACAUUUGUGUCAUUGCCAAAUGUACCACCCGAAAACAUCAAACAAGUAAAUUUAAAGGAAGAAUUAGUGUCAAAUGAAAGGGAUACGUGGUUGGAUAACCCGACCAAAUCAGAAUCGGUGAUCUCGGGAGAUAUCUCAGUGACCAACUUCAGCGAAACAGAUGUCGUCAAUCAGGGCGGAAGUGAAACCAAACCAAAUCUAGAUCAAUUAAUGCAAACAGCGGAGGAGAGCGUUCGACGAAGCUUAUUGAAAUUAACUGGAAGUACAGGCAUCUUACCCAAUUUAUUAUACCGCUGCCCUCAACCCACUUGCGGUGGCUUCUUCUCAUCCUACGACUUAUGGUAUAGGCAUAUGAGUGUGCGCCAUUGCUGUAUCAUUAGUGUGUGUCCACAUUGCCCAAAUGAAAAGAAAAAGGAGCUACCUUUGGUUGAUUUCAAAGUACAUUUUCAGCAACACUGUUGUCAUCUUUAUGGCUGCUACCACUGUGGCGAAACAUUUUCCUGUAAGCAGGCAACAAUUGAUCACAUAAUACUUUUACAUGCAGAUAUAAGUCCAGAUGCUUAUGCAAUACGAGUCGAGAAAGUGCCACUAUACUUUAAUCAACCGUUUCAUGUACUUAUGAAAUCAAAGGAAUGCGAUGAACCGAUACUAGAUAGAUAUUGCUUUCUGCUUGCACUGCAAGAUAUUGUGCUAAACCGUUGCAAAUAUGUUGAGAAAGUAUACUUCGACUCCAUAAAAACUCAAUGGGUUGUACCAUUAACAGCUUCGUGGUUGGAAAAUUUCCCAAGCUUCAAAAAUAAUGAUAACAUCAAACGGAAAUGCUUCUGUCAAAACUGUCCCUUUCAAACAUUUAAUAAUGAAGCUUUUUAUGAACAUUUGAGAAGGAGUCACCGCAUCGAGGGUAGUAGAUUUAAAUGUGCUAAAUGUGAUUUUCGUGUUGAUUGCCAAAAUUGGGACCCCAUCAUAGAACAUAUAAAGAUGCAUGUGCUUAAUAUACAUAUUUGUUGUGUGUGCUCUUAUUACCAUCAUGAUCGCCAAAAACUUUUCGAACAUCUAAAGCAAGAGCAUCUAUACAGAGAUGUUCCGAUCGUGACCAUAAUACGCUCGACAGAGUGCGUCCAAAUAUCAAUAGCCAUCGUAUUUGCACAGCUGAGGAAAACCUUUUCGAGUACUAAAAGCUGCUUCUUUUGCCCUGAAAACGCUGCCAAUUCGUGGGAAACAUAUGCAUCUCAUUUGAAGAAGGACCACUUUAUUACACUGCAAUAUUUUUGUGAAAUUUGUGAUGAGUCACUUCAACUAACAGAAUGUGAUGAUCAUUUCAGCAAACAUAAUCCAACUACAGCGCUGAGAAUACGAUGUCAAUUCGCUACCAAUAAUCACUUGUACAUAGAUACAAUAAAACCUUUGAAGCUGCGUAUAGAAUCCUGCGAUGGGCCCAAUUUCGACCAAAACCAACCUAUUGGCGUAUAUAAAAACAUCGUAAAGCAAGAACCAUGCGAUAAUGAAUCAGAUAGCGAUGUUGAAUUCAUAAAUGAUGAAGAUAUUGUCAUUGCUAAUGAUGCAAAAUUGUCUGAAGCUCAGCAAAGUCGUAAAGUUAUUCGGUGUGUGAACCUUAAAAACCUACAAAAUCAACCGCCGGAUGAUACCAACGUUUCUCAAAGGCCAAUUCUUCCCCAACCUGAGUUGAUAAUGCACCCUCAAGGAUUUUCACAACCACCACUUCCAGCUCCAGAAACACAAAUAUGCCCCCAGCUGUUGUCGCCCACAUCAUCGAACAGCACUUCAACAGCUUCAAAUACUGCAGUAUUAUCGCCGCGGAUAGCAAUACAAAGCUACAAUCCAAAUUUUACUGGUAAUUGCAAUGUAAGGCCGGUGAAAAUUUUCAUAAGGCCUAAUACUACCAACAUGGCAAUGGGCGCGUUAGGUAACCCAUGGAAUAGCAAUUUCCAAUUCCAGAGAUAAAAUAUAAGCAUUUUCUUUAAUCUUUUAAUCUUUUAUUUUUACAAACCACAUACAAAUAAUUUUAUUUACUCCAUUAACACUAUAAGGUGCCUUUGAACAAUUUUAAUUAUUAUUUAGUGAAAAUCCAAAGAGCUGUAAAUGAUUUAUAUAUAUUACACUAUUAAUAUUAUUAUAAUCAAUAUUAAUGUUAAUUAAAUUUCACUAAAAUAAUCGCUCAAAAAAUUAUCAUACACCCAAAAAACUCGUUCUUUAAUAAGAAAUAGCGCUUGUGAUGAUAUUCCGUCGCACUAAAAAAUAUAGCUCUCAUUAGUGGAAUUCGCGCUACUGCUAGCAACAACAAAUCACACGCUCAUACAGUUACAAUUACACAUCAUACAACGAAUACACAGAAGAGCGAAUUCUCCUAUUAUAUCUGCAUAUGAAUAAAAAUAGCAAGUAUUUUACGAUUAAGUUGUACAAUGGAAAAUAAAAUAGACGUGUAUUUUAUUUUUUUACGUAUAAUGUAAAGCUAGUAGUAUAAGUUUGUUGAAUUUUUAUAUUUCCACAAUAUGGCUUUUUUAUUUAUUUCACAUUUAUUUUUUUAAAGGCUUCAAUGAAGUUUUGUGAAUGUAAAUAUGUACAUACUACAAGAAAUGGUGUAAGUUUUUGUCUUCAAAAAUAUUGAAUAAAUAAGCAUACCAAAUAUUUUCUUGAAUAAACUCCUGGAAUCUCAAUACUUAAGCUCAAGUUUGACUCGUGUAGGAAUUGUGCACUACGUCAGGUUUGUUUGAUUGCAAUUACCACAAAAGUCGUAAGUUCGGGAGAAACGGAACCUAAUAAAUAUACCGUUUUUGUUAAUUUCUGAAAACUCAUGUAAUUAUUCUCCAAUUUAAAAAAUGUUUACGUCGUUUUUAGUGAAACUUGAGAUUGGUGCAACGGAUACCGAGAUACACACACUUAAACACAAGGAGGCGGUGCCACAUCCAUCUAUUCACAAUUUAAUAAAAUUUAAACUUCUUGCGAAAAUGGUACUCGGUAUCAAUUUUUAGCAAUUCUUUACUGAAAUAUCGCAUUUUUAAUUUUUCAAAAAUACCGCUUUAUGGAAGAUAGACGUGGUUUUAAAUGAAAUACAUCUAUUUUCAAUACAAACCAAGCUUUAGACCUGAGAUAUCUCAAUUAUGACUCGAAUUAUCCUGUGCAUUUUGUUGUUGUCGUUGGAGCAGCAUACAAGUUCCCCAAAGGGGUUUUGGGGAGUGUUGCUGGAG